AUGGCUGGCGUCGGCGCGUCUCUGAGGGGCCGUCUGGUCCUCAUCACCGGAUGCACGGGAGGUAUUGGCCAGGCGACGGCAAAGUCCUUUGCCCGUGUUGGCUGCUCCAUCGCUGUGCACUACAACGCACAGUCUUCUGCGGCGAAGGCCGACACGCUCAUCACGGAGCUGAAGACACUCGCACCUCCUGGUGCCCAACCGAAGUUUGCCGCAUUCCAGGCCGACCUGUCGCAAUACGACAAUGCGCGGAGGCUCUACAGCGAGGUCGUCCAGACAAUGGGCAAUAUCGACGUCUUGUUCAGUAAUCACGGUGUGGCGGGCCCGGUAAUUGGCCCGAGCGGCGACAUCGGCAACGUCAGCCCUGAGGUGUUCGAGGAAAUUUGGAGGACGAACGUCGGGACGCACUUCCUGCUCACACAACUCUGCGUCCCAUUCAUGGAGGAACAAAAGUGGGGUAGAGUGAUCUACACGUCAAGUGUUGCCGCAGGGAACGGCGGUGUCAUCGGCCCUCACUACGCCUCCUCCAAGUCAGCGCUGCACGGGCUCGUCCGCUGGAUGUCCCUCCGCUACGCCAAGACCGGGAUUAGCAAAAUCCCGAUUGGAAGGCUUGGAAAGCCUCAUGAGAUGGCGGACAUCGUCCUGCUUCUCGCGUCCAAUGGCUACAUGACCAACAAGAUCAUUGUGGCCGAUGGAGGCUGGACUAUCGGCAAUUUCUGA
Rhodofomes roseus is the source of this 717-nucleotide messenger RNA. Its product is annotated as 3-oxoacyl-reductase. The transcript is spliced from 6 exons. Lineage: Eukaryota; Fungi; Basidiomycota; Agaricomycetes; Polyporales; Fomitopsidaceae. The record is from RefSeq and is a predicted model, not a curated record. The coding region runs from base 1 to 717 and encodes 238 amino acids. Gene Ontology annotation, molecular function: oxidoreductase activity.